AUGCCCAUGAUCCUGGGUUACUGGGACAUCCGUGGACUGGCCCACGCCAUCCGCCUGCUCCUGGAGUACACAGACUCAAACUAUGAGGAGAAGAAGUACACGAUGGGGGACGCUCCCGACUAUGACAGAAGCCAGUGGCUGAAUGAAAAAUUCAAGCUGGGCCUGGACUUCCCCAAUUUGCCCUACUUAAUUGAUGGAGCUCACAGGCUCACCCAGAGCAAUGCCAUCCUUCGCUACAUCGCUCGCAAGCACAACAUGUGUGGGGAGACAGAGGAGAAGAUCCGUGUGGACAUUUUGGAGAACCAGACUAUGGACGUCCGCUUGCACAUGGCCAGGAUCUGUUACAGCCCUGACUUUGAGAAACUGAAGCCUGGUUACUUGAAGGAGAUCCCUGAAAAGAUGAAGCAGUUCUCAGAGUUUCUGGGGAAGAGGCCUUGGUUCGCAGGGGACAAGCUCACCUUUGUGGAUUUCCUGGCUUAUGAUGUCCUUGACUGGCACUGCAUAUUUGAACCCACAUGUCUGGAUGAAUUUCCAAACUUGAAAGACUUCAUUGCCCGUUUUGAGGUGAUUCCCCUGGUCCUCCCAAGGAUCUCUGCCUACAUGAAGUCCAGCCGCUUCCACCCAAACCCUAUGUUUCUGAAGCUUGCCGUGUGGGGCAACAAGUAA
Molecule: messenger RNA, 666 nt
Organism: Rangifer tarandus platyrhynchus (Svalbard reindeer)
Lineage: Eukaryota; Metazoa; Chordata; Mammalia; Artiodactyla; Cervidae
Source: the annotation of a GenBank genome assembly